Molecule: messenger RNA, 2299 nt
Organism: Magnolia sinica
Lineage: Eukaryota; Viridiplantae; Streptophyta; Magnoliopsida; Magnoliales; Magnoliaceae
Product: exocyst complex component EXO70A1-like
Exons: 12
Coding region: 157-2112 (651 amino acids)
Biological process (GO): exocytosis
Cellular component (GO): exocyst
Molecular function (GO): phosphatidylinositol-4,5-bisphosphate binding
Source: RefSeq, a predicted model, not a curated record
CUUUCUGAGUCCAUUCCCGUCUUCUCUCUACCUUCCCAAGCUAUAUCUAAUUCAUGGCAGCAACUCCGCCUGGAAGUGGUUAGAGGAAAAAAAAAAAAAAAACACCAAAGAAGAGAAAGAAAGAAAAAGAAAAGAGAAUAAGAGGCGAAUACGAAAAUGGGGGUUCCUAUGGCGAUGGAAACCCUAACGGAGCGAGCGGCCUUCAUGAGGGAAUCUCUGCAGAAGAGCCAGGCCAUCACGGACAGCAUCGUCACCAUCCUCGGGUCCUUUGAUCACCGUCUCUCCGCCCUCGAUGCCGCCAUGCGCCCCACUCAGGUAAGAACUCAUUCCAUUCGGAAAGCGCAUGAGAAUAUUGACAAGACAUUGAAGGCAGCAGAGGUUAUAUUGGCCCAAUUCGAUGUCUCACGUCAGGCAGAGUCUAAAAUACUGAAAGGGCCACAUGAUGACCUGGAAAGUUAUCUAGAGGCAGUUGAACAAUUGAGAAGCAAUGUCCGUUUCUUCAGCUCCAACAAAAGCUUCAAGAGCAGUGAUGCGGUGCUUAACCAUGCCAAUGGUUUGCUUGCUAAGGCCAUCUUAAAGCUAGAAGAGGAGUUUAGACAGCGGUUAUCAUCUUACAGCAAACCACUGGAACCAGAUCGUCUUUUUGAAUCCCUCCCAAACAAUAUGCGUCCAUCAUCAGGAUCACCAGGGCACCAUGGUGAUUCCAAUGGUAGGAACCCAACUUCCACCAAUCAUUCUGAGCUUCAAGGCAAAAAUUUAGAAAAUACAGCAUACAAUCCUCCAACUCUCAUUCCACCAAGGAUUAUCCCGCUGCUGCAUGAUUUAGUUCAACAAAUGGUUCAAGCUGGUCAUCAACAGCAGUGUCUAAAAAUUUACAGAGAAAUGCGUGCUUCAGCUUUGGAACAAAGCCUUCGAAAAUUAGGUGUGGAGAAGCUUAGUAAAGAUGAUGUGCAGAAGAUGCAGUGGGAGGUUUUGGAAGCUAAAAUUGGGAACUGGAUCCACUUCAUGCGGAUUGCUGUCAAAGUGCUAUUUACUGGGGAGCACAAAAUUUGCUAUCAAAUUUUUGAAGGCAUCGAUACUCUCAAUGAUCAGUGUUUUGCUGAAGUAACCACAAACAGUGUGGCAAUGCUUCUUAGUUUUGGAGAGGCUAUUGCAAAGAGCAAGAGGUCACCAGAAAAAUUGUUCGUACUUUUAGACAUGUAUGAAAUAAUGCGUGAACUUCAGCCAGAGAUCGAAUCUGUUUUCAAAGGCAAAGCAUGUACUGAAAUGCGCGAGUCUGCAUUGAGUUUGACAAAGCGGCUGGCACAGACUGCUCAGGAAACCUUUGGUGAUUUUGAAGAAGCGGUUGAAAAAGAUGCCACAAAAACUGCAGUUCUCGAUGGAACCGUUCAUCCUCUCACUAGUUAUGUUAUUAACUAUGUGAAAUUUCUGUUUGACUAUCAGUCGACACUGAAGCAGCUUUUCCAGGAAUUUGAAAAUGGAGAGGAAUCAAACUCCCAGUUGGCAGUUGUGACAAUGCGGAUAAUGCAAGCUCUUCAAACUAAUUUGGAUGGGAAAUCUAAGCAGUAUAAGGAUCCUGCUUUGACUCAACUGUUUCUUAUGAAUAACAUACACUAUAUGGUCAGAUCUGUUCGCAGAUCGGAAGCAAAGGAUUUAUUAGGGGAUGACUGGGUGCAAAGACACCGCAGGAUUGUACAACAACAUGCAAAUCAAUAUAAAAGGGUGUCUUGGGGAAAGAUCCUGCAGUGCCUCUCUUUUCAAGGUUUGACUUCAUCCAGUGGUGGUAGUGCAAUGGGUACUGAUGGAGGAAACAGCAGUGGAGUUUCACGAGCAAUGGUGAAAGACAGGUUCAAGACAUUCAACAUGCAAUAUGAGGAGCUUCAUCAAAGGCAAUCUCAAUGGACAGUACCUGACCCUGAAUUGCGCGAGUCUCUAAGGUUGGCAGUUGCUGAAGUUCUCUUGCCUGCAUACAGAUCUUUUGUCAAACGCUUCGGGCCUCUGAUCGAGAAUGGGAAGAAUCCUCAGAAGUACAAUAAAUACAGUGCAGAUGAUCUUGACCGAAUGCUAGGAGAGUUUUUCGAGGGAAAGACCUGGAAUGAACCAAAGAGGUAGCUUGGUCAGGUUUCCUAUGCAGUCUGUUGAGUUUGUAAGCAAGCCUGAUUUCUAUAGUUGAUGACAUGGGUUUGGUGGCACACCGAGGUUGUGAUUCGUUCUUUUGCAUGAUAAAUAAUGUGUGAGCACCAUUACCACCACUCUUGUAAAGCUUGUAGACAAUACAUCUCUGUUGAGUUUCCUUUCA